AUGGCGUCGAUGGUGUGGGAAAGGUUAUGGCUACGCCUCAAGCCCAUCGUGUGGCCGCGCUGGACAUGGAGAUACAUUCUUUCCUGCUGUGUCGCCACCUACGUUGCCUACUGCACUCUUUUCUCUGCUCCAGCCUUGUCAUCGAGGCUGCCGCCGUACACUGGUCCUUAUUCCGUUGGAGCAAUUGACGUCGAGGUCCCCGUCGAGACGCGGUCCAUUCACAAUGCAAUAUUCAGAGACGGUGGCCAUCCGGCCUUCGAGUUAGAAACUGUCUUGUUCACUCUUUAUUAUCCCUCGGACAAGGACGCUGUUUCUUCCAAACCACAUCAUUUCUGGGUCCCGAAACCGCUUAGAGUGACCGGCAAGGGAUAUGCUCGGGUCGCUCGCAUCAGCAAUUUCGUCACUAAUGCAAUGCUCACGUUUGGGUUGUGGGCGCUGGUGGGAAGCACCAAAAUCCCAGCACAUGUCGAUGUACCUCUCCAUCAAUCCCCAGUCGUGCUCCAGUUGCCAGAUUUCCAAGACUACCCUGUCACACAUGAAAAUGGAUUUCCGGUCAUGGUCUUCUCGCAUGGAAUGGCCAGCUCUCGAACUCAGUACACCCAAUAUGUCGGGGAGUUGGCAAGUCGCGGUGUUGUUGUGGCUGCUAUCGAGCACCGGGAUGGCAGUGGACCCGGUACUGUGAUCAUGAAGCACGGCGCAAAACCUCGGGUUUUACAUCAUUUCGACGUCCGCCACUUGAAAAGUGACUCUCAGUUGGACGGGGACCGAUUUAAACAAGCUCAGCUCGAUUUCCGGCAAGCUGAAGUCGAGGAGACUGUUCGAACGCUGGAGCACAUCAACAGGGGUGGAGGUGACGAAGUUUUUGUGGCGAAUGCCCGAUCUGAAGGCGAAUAUCUGCAUCAGUGGGAAGGACGGCUAGCCCUGAACAAUACCACCAUGGGAGGACAUUCAUUUGGAGCCACCCUUGCACUCCAGACAUUGAGGCAAGGUCCUUCCAAACUUCUCCCGUUUCAAGGUGCAGUCGCUCUUGAUCCGGGUAAACAAAGCGGCCCCCUCAACCACGAUGUUCAAGUUCCGACACUGAUCCUCCAUUCAAAUUCAUGGUCGAAAAGCCAUUCCAUCUUCUUCGGUAGACCGCAUUUCGACGUGGUCAAGGACGUCGUCCAAGGUGUCCUGAAGAGAGGAAAGGAUGCAUGGUUCCUUACAUCCUUGGGCACAUCCCAUCCGUCAGUCACGGAUGCACCGCUGAUCGAGCCAUGGCUGCUUCGGUGGACAACGGGCUCCACGAUCGAUGCGCACGAGGGCGUCAAUCAAUACGUCAAAGUAUCAGAGAGAUUCCUGAGGUAUCAGAGCACGGGGACAAAGCGAGGGAUUUUGUCAGAAUGUGUCACGCAUCCCGAGUACAAUGUGGAAGACAAGAACAGGACGGACUUUGGGGAGCCCAUGCUAGAGGCGUUCCGCAAAUACUGGCAAAUCCACGUCGCGCCGUGCGGUCCGGAGGACGGAGAGGUAUAA
Cladophialophora psammophila CBS 110553 is the source of this 1515-nucleotide messenger RNA. RefSeq lists its product as uncharacterized. Gene Ontology annotation, molecular function: 1-alkyl-2-acetylglycerophosphocholine esterase activity. The transcript has 5 exons. Lineage: Eukaryota; Fungi; Ascomycota; Eurotiomycetes; Chaetothyriales; Herpotrichiellaceae. The record is from RefSeq and is a predicted model, not a curated record. Bases 1 to 1515 code for a protein of 504 amino acids.